AAUACAGAGGCAUUAUCUUCAUUUCCAGUUUCAUCGGCAAUUUGCAGAAUGCGGAGGUGAAAACGGACGGACUCACCGAUCGAGGUACCAAUCCUUGACGGUAUACACUGGUAAUAUACCAGUUAGUAUUAUUUUGUAUGACCUGAAAGCUAUUCCUGGUCAAAAAUCACGCAUGCAUUCGAACAGAGGAUUAUCGCGGAGGAAUUGCCUUGAAACCAUGAACUGCAGUUGGGGGACGGAGCUGUGGGAUCAGUUUGAUAAUCUAGAGAAGCACACUCAAUGGGGCAUUGAGUUUUUAGAGCGCUACACCAAGUUUGUGAAGGAGCGGUCGGAGAUUGAAUUGAGCUAUGCCAAGCAGAUCAGGAAUCUGUCUAAGAAGUAUCAGCUUAAGAAGAACUCUAAAGAAGAGGAGGAAUACAAGUACACUUCAUGUAGAGCCUUUCUGAUGACCUUAAAUGAGCUGAACGACUAUGCAGGUCAACACGAGGUCAUUGCAGAAAACCUGUCGUCUCAGAUCAUCACCGAGCUGACCCGCUACACUCAAGAACUAAAGGCAGAACGCAAAUCGCACUUCCAUGAUGGCCGGCGAGCGCAACAGCACAUCGAAAAUUCAUGGAAGCAGCUGGAGUCGAGUAAGAGAAGAUUUGAGCGGGACUGUAAGGAAGCAGAUCGCGCCCAGCAUUACUUUGACAAGAUGGACGCAGACAUUAACGUGACAAAGGCAGAUGUGGAGAAGCGGUGUUCUCUCAAGGCAAAACAGCAAGCCCAGAUUAGACAUCAAAUAGCUGAAGACAGUAAAAAUGAGUACCUGACCUACCUGCAGAAGUUCAACAAGGACCAACAUGAGCAUUACUACACUCUCAUACCACAUAUCUUUCAGAGGAUACAGGAGAUGGAAGAGAGGCGAGUGGGGAGAGUCAGGGAGAGUAUGCGGGUGUACACUGAGGUCGAAAGGAAAGUGCUGCCCAUCGUCAGCAAGUGUUUGGACGGCAUGACCAAGGCAGCUGAAUCCAUCGAGGCUAAAAUGGACAGUAAGCAAGUUGUGGAAUCAUAUAAGUCAGGCUUUGAGCCACCGGGCGAUGUGGAGUUCGAGGACUAUAGUGUGUCGAUGAAGAGGGCGGUGUCAGAAUCAAGCUUCUUAAAUGCCCGUGGGGAGAGCAGACGCCGAAGCCGGAGCAAGCUGUGGCCUUUACUCAAGAAAAAUAAGCUUAUGUCUUUGUUAGCCUCACCCCGCCAGCCCCCUCCCCCUCCCCCCACCUCCCCAUCCCCAGACGGCCUACCCAACGGCCCCCAGUCCCCGCAGCAGCCCAAGGAGCCCCUGAGCCAGCGGCUCAACGACUUCAUGAGCACCAAACACAAAAUGCACUGCCUGCGGAGCCUCAAACGUGGGCUUUCUCUAAAGCUGGGAACGGGUCAAGAGGACUACAGUCAUCUUCCCCCAGAACAGCGGAGGAAGAAACUACAGGCCAAACUCAAUGACAUCAACAAGGACAUCCAGAAAGAGAUGGAUCAGAGGGACGCUCUGACUAAAAUGAAAGAUGUUUACAUCAAGAAUCCUCAUUUGGGAGAUCCAGACAGUAUAGAUCCACGGUUAGAAGAGAUCACUCAAAGUUUGGAAAAACUGCAGUUUGAGGCGCAGAAAUUUGAGGGCUGGCUGACGGACGUGGAGAGAAAGUUACUUGAAAAAGGCUCAGAGUCUCAGAGGAGACAGAGCAGUCAUUUUGACUCGCAGGGCAACACACCUCUUACAAACAACUACGGUCAAAACCGAGAGAGUCCGGAUGGCAGCUACACGGAAGACCCCAGCACAGAGACCAUGCAGUUAAAAUCUCGCAGUACUGAGUUUGAUGAUGAAUUUGAUGAUGAGGAACCGCUGCCCACCAUUGGAACAUGCAAAGCACUUUAUCCGUUUGAAGGCCACAAUGAGGGCACUAUAUCUAUGGCCGAGGGGGAGAUGCUGUAUGUGAUCGAGGAAGAUAAAGGUGACGGCUGGACCCGUGUGCGGAGAAAUGAGGACGAAGAGGGAUACGUGCCCACAUCCUACAUCAAACUCUUUUUGGAUAUGAAUGCCAAAGAUCCCUAAAAGUGUAUGGCUGGCACAGGAGUGGCAGGGCAAGCGUCCUUGUGCGAAACAUCGUCCUAUUGUAACAGUAUUGAGAGAGAUGGCAUAUGGGGGACUAACUGAAAGGAAAAUCCAUUUUAAACGCAAACCACUUUCAUUGAAUCCUCUCCUUUGCCAUACGAAUGGGAAAAAAACCUGUUCAUGACUAGCUAACUAUUUGCAAAUGCUUGCUUCUCGUAUGGACCUAGAAUAUUUAGUGCCGUAGCUGCUUGCUGUCAGACCGGAGCCCUUAGGUUUGUGUGCAGUGGCACGGAGUAAGUGCCGUAUACAUGUCUUGUUAUUGCCUGGCUUGCUUCUGAGCCAAGAGGAGUUUUGUCAUAAAGACAUUAGAUUUAAUUUAUAUUUGUCAGUGCAGACUAUUCAGUUAUGUGAAAUUCUCAAACUAUAAAACUGUGGGGGAUAAUAGGGGGACUCAUUUUAUACAUUAUAGGAUUGUUUUAAGUUAUCACAGUGCUUGCAAAGCAGCACUGUAUAUCCCGCCUAUUUUCUAUUUUUCUUUAUUUUUCCUUAUACUUCUUCUUCAUACUUCAUUUUCAUCUUCCUCAUACUUCCUCUUCUUCUUUCUCAUACUUAAUUUUUCUCUCAUACUUCCUCAUCUUCUAAGUAUUUCAUCUUCUUAUUUCUCAUACUUCCUCUUCUUUCUAGUAUUUUCUCUUCUUCUUUCUCAUACUUUCUCUUCUUUGUCAAACGUCCUCUUCUUCUUCCUCAUACUUCCUCUUCUUUUUCCUCGUAUUCCCUCUUAUUUCAUCCUCAUCCUCAUACUUCCUCUUCUUCUUCCUCAUACUUCCUACUCUUCCUCAUAUUCCCUCUUUUUUCAUCCUCCUACUUCCUAUUCUUCUUCCAUAUAAUUCCUCUUCUUUUUCAUAUUCCUUUUUUCUUCCUCAUACUUCCUGUUCUUCUUCCUCAUACUCCUUCUUUCUCAUACAUUAUUCUUCCCUCAUACUUCCUCUUCUUCUUAGUAUUUCCUCUUCUUCUCUCUCAUACUUCCUCUUCUUUUUCCUCAUAUUCCCUCUUAUUUCAUUCUCAUACGUCCUCUUCUUCCUCAUACUUCCUCUUCUUCCUCGUAUUCCCUCUUUUUUCAUCCUCAUACUUCCGUUUCCUUAUACUUUCUCUUCUUCUUUCUCGUAUUCCUUUUUUUCUUCUCAUACUUCCUCUUCUUCUUCCUCAUAUUCCCUCUUUUUUCUUCCUCAUACUGCCUCUUCUUCUUCCUCAUAGUUAUUCUUCCUCAUAUUCUCUCUUCUUCCUCAUACUUCCUCUUCUUCUACAUACUUCCUCUUCUUUUUUGUCAUUCUUCCUCAUAUUCCCUCUUUUUCUCCCUCAUACUUCCUAUUCUUCUUCCACAUACCAUACUAAUACUUCUUCCACAUACUUCCUCUUCUUCCUCAUAUUCCCUCUUCUUCUUUCACAUACUUUCUAUUCUUUCUAAUACUUCCUCUUCUUACUUAUACUCAUCUUCUUUUUUAUAUUUCUUCUUCCUUAUACUUCCUCUUCUUUCUCAUACUUCCUCUUCUUCCUCAUAUUCCCUCUUCUUUUUCCUCAUACUCCCUCUUCCUCUUUCUUAUAUUUCUUAUUCUUUCUCAUAUUUUCUAUUCCUCCUCAUACAGGGUUCCCGCAGAUCCUUAAAAAGUCUUAAAAUGUCUUAAAUUCAGUUUUCCAAAAUUUAAGGUCAUAGAAAGUCUUAAAUAUUUUAAAAGAUACAACAAAAGUCUUAAUUAUCAUUUGAGUUCUUAAAUUUGGGGGCGGAAAGAGAGGAAUCGUGAUAUGACCUAAUGUGAUUAUUAAACUUCAAAAGAUUAUGAUCUGAUUAAAUAAAUGCAUGUACUGCAUACUUCAGAGUGAAAACAUGGUACUGUUGUAUUUUCUCCAAGCACGUGGGGGCUUGUGAGUGUUUCCAGCUGUGGCGGAGCUGUUCAUAAUCAUAAGGACAUAUCGGAAAUUUAUGACAAGUGACCACUAAUGAUCAACUGUUGAUGAUGAUGAUAUAGUGUUGAUGAAAUAUGACAAUGUUUACUGUUAAUUGUUUAUAUUGUAAUAUGUUGUAGAUUAUUGUGUGCACAUUUUAUAUCCCUUAUUUGUUUGAACGAGCAGCUGGAAGCAGUGAAGCACAAACAUUUCAUAAUAAGAGUUCCUGGUUUGUUUCAGCCUUUAGAGUUAAAAGUUCCCUGCUAUGAAUUAGAUCUCUUUUUUUCUUUUCCUCUGGUAAUUGCUAUUUUGGUUGCACCAUAAACUGCAUCUGGAAUUUAAUUCAAUAUGGACUCUUGUAGCCUCUGUCUGACCCUCCCCAUCACAGGAAGGAAAGGCUAAGAACAUUUAAUAUAAACUACCCAUUUUAAAAACGAAUUGCCUUUCUUUCAAAACAUCGUAUCAGCAAAAUCCAAUAUCGGUCGACCUCUGAUUUGUAUUUAUUUUUUAUAAUGGUACAUAAACCAAUUUUAAUGUGAUAUAUAUGUGGAAAACAUGUCUUGACUCUUGAGUAUUUUAAACUUGCAUAUAUCCUACCCUGUUUUACUGAUAAGCAAUGUUAAGGCCAUGUUGAAUGUGUGCCCCUGCCUGUUUAAGUAAUAGUCUGUGAUACAUGAUUUAUUUUGAGAUUGUGUUAGUUUGUUUUAAUUUGGGGAUAUAGUAUUAAUUGUAUUUGUUCAGGUCUUGAAAAAGGUCUUAAAAAGUCAUAAAUUUAAUUUUAGAAACUCUGCAGCAACCCUGUCAUACUUCCUCUUCCUCAUAUUCCCUUUUCCUCUGUCUCAUCCUUUUCUUCUUGCUUAUACUCCCUCUACUUUUUCAUAUCGAUUCUUCUUUCUUAGUUUCUCUUCUUCCUCUUGCUUCUUCCUCGAAUUUUCUUUUAAUUUCUUAGACUUCCUCUUAUUUUUUUGUACAUUCUCUUAUCCCUCAUACUCCUUUCUCAUACUUCUUACUCAGACUUCCUCUUCUGCAAUUAAUUCAGCUCAAACCACUUAAUGUACAAACACAGCCUUAGGUAUGCUAUCUAUUUUUGUUCUUUAUAAAACUUUUAAUUUUUUGGAAAUGUAGAAUUACAUUUGUAAAGACUUCAUGAAAUGGUUUGACUAGCACAGUUUCUGUGUGUGUGUGUGUGUGUGUGUGUGUGUGUGUGAGUAAGUGUGAGUUGGUUUUUGUGGUUUACAUGAACAUUUCUUUAGGUUACACACUUGUAAUUAUGAGGAUAUUAUGCUAUAAAUGUGGUUUAUGAGGAUACCCCUAGUGUCCCUGUUAUUCAAACGGCUUAAAAAACAUACUAAACAAUGUUUUUUUUGAAAAUGUAAAAAUGCCGGGUUAGGUUUAGGGGUAGGGUAGGGUUAGGGGAUAGUAUAUAUAGUUUGUACAGUAUAAAAAUCAUUAUGUUUAUGGAGAGUCUUCAUAAUGUUAAGAGUACCAACAUGUGUGUGUGUGUGUGUGUGUGUACAUGUUUAUACUACAUUGUGGGGACCAAAUGUCCCAACAAGGAUAGUAAAACCUGAUUUCACCUACCUUGUGGGGCCCAGCCAGCAGUCCCCAUGAGGAUAAUUGCUUAUUAAACAUAAUAAACGAUGUUUUUUUGAAAAUGUAAAAAUGCAAAAAGGUUUCUGCAAGGGUUAGGUUUAGGAUUAGGGGAUAGAAAUGAUCCUUAGAUCUGUAUAAAAUGCAUGGAAGUCUAUGGAGAGUCCCCACAAUGAUAUAAAAACAAGUUUGUGUGUGUGUGUGUGUGUGUGUGUGUGUGUGUGUUUGUGUUAUUAUAUUUUCUUUUGAAACAGGAAGUCAGAGUGGGGUAUUUGUUCUACGUUUUAAUUCUAAUUUUUUUUUCUAUUUUGCAUUUACAUCACAGCCUUUUUUUUUUUUUUUUUUUUUUUGCUGCCUUGCAAGCACUGGUAUUUCCUUAAGGAAAUGCAAAUCAAGUUGUGAUUAUUAAUAUUAUUAUGAAUGUAAAAUGUUCCCCUACAUUUUGUGUGAGUGAUAUGUGAGAUGAUGGUUUAGAAUAGUUUUCUAUGGCAUCUUCUUCCCAGAGAGGAAAGAACUGUCACCUCAAUCACUUACUCAUUCACACUUUCUUCCUGCGAUGUGUGCACACACACGCCACAGCUGCUCCCUCUCUCUUGCUCACUCUUUCUCACCUUCCCUUCUAUUUUCUCUCACUAUCUCUGUCUCAAACACUAUCUUUUCCUACCUGCUUCUCUCUCUCUAUGUUGUUCUUGCUUUUCUCAGACAUAAUUUUUCUAUUUCUUCUGUCAUUCCUGUUUAUUCAUCUCUAUCCCUCUUCUUUUCACUCUCUCUUUCUUUCACCUCGGUAGGUGGUUAUACUGACCAUCUCUGAUUGAUUUCUGACCCUGUUUACACCUAGUAUUAACAUCCGCUUUGGGGCGAUCUGAUCUAAAGUGGACAGCACAUGUUCCGAUCACUUAAACCACAUUCGGAGGCAGUUUGGAACACGUGUGACCGCAUUGUAUUUGUAGUGUAAACGUUAAUCAGUCCGAAUGCUCUUGGACAACAUCAACCUGUCAGUCAUCAGUUGAGCUAAAACAAGGGUUUUAGACUUUGCCGGUUAUGUUUGGUAAACUAGAAAAUAGCCUUCCAAUUGAAACAAUUGGAAAACCCCAUACAUAUACAUGAACAGGUCUUCAUGGAACACCUCUGGUUUGCCUCACAUUAACAUGCAGUGACACAGAUCAUGUCAAAUGAUCACGUGAAAUACUUCACACCCAAAAUUUAGAAGCAAUAAUGUUCUAAUUGUUUGUGUUUUUUCUUUACACAUUAUCAACAUGCAUUAACACACUGGCAAAGUGUGGGAUGUCUGUUGUCAUGAAAUCAGAGACCCUUCCAUCGAAAUUCGAUCACAAGUAGUCACAGGAGACACAUUACUUCCAGGUUUAAACGGCGAUGUGGCUCGUCUGAGCGGAUCUGAUCUAAUCGAAUUUUAAUAUCAUGUGUAAACAGGGCCUCUCUCUCUCUCUCUGGCUCUCUCAGCUCAGUGGAUGUGGCUGUGUAUGGUGUAGCUGUAGUGGUGCAGUCCAGUAGAUGUUGAUGGUGGUCUUCAGCUGGUGCCGUGUUUCGACGCAUGCAUGCUUGCCCUGUCUCUUUGUGUGUGUGCCAGUCUUAGGGGGUUCGAUUCUCCAUAAAGUUCAAGCCUUUGACUUCUGACGGUUGAACUUAUGCUUCUUAAAUUGUGUUUGUGCCUGUUUAUUUCUUCCUACACUUUAUCUUCUUGGGUGUUUUAUUUGUUUUGGAAAAUAUAUGCAUGGUAACUUGUCUACACACCCCUCUAAGUUAUUGUUUUCAAAUGUUUACACCGUUUCAGAUUCUUUUGAGUCUCUCUGAAUGAUUGAUAUCAUUCCGAUUUUAUUUUUGGUGUUAAACAACAAGUAUUUACCUCAUUCACAAUAGAUUUGGGCUGCUCUUCUGUAAUAGGUUCUGAAAGUAACAAAUAUUGUCAUAUUCAUUCACAAAGAAACUUCUGCAGAGCUGAAAUGUCUGGUUUUCUGUAUAGUGUGCUUUGAAUUUGCUGGAUUCUCUUCCUUCAAAGACCUCAUAAACAUAAAACUGCCAAAAUCAAGUGUGAAAAGCUUGUGACUUUUUUGCAAAUGGUAACAAGUAUACAACCCCAAUUCCAAAAAAGUUGGGACAGUAUGAAAAAUGCUAAUAAAAACAA
This is a messenger RNA of Myxocyprinus asiaticus (Chinese sucker), 7757 nucleotides long. RefSeq names its product formin-binding protein 1-like. The transcript is spliced from 18 exons. Bases 173 to 2083 code for a protein of 636 amino acids. Gene Ontology annotation, molecular function: protein binding. NCBI's taxonomy places the organism in Eukaryota, Metazoa, Chordata, Actinopteri, Cypriniformes, Catostomidae. Gene Ontology annotation, biological process: endocytosis; signal transduction. The record is from RefSeq and is a predicted model, not a curated record.